This is a messenger RNA of Anopheles marshallii, 747 nucleotides long. RefSeq names its product histone-arginine methyltransferase METTL23. NCBI's taxonomy places the organism in Eukaryota, Metazoa, Arthropoda, Insecta, Diptera, Culicidae. Gene Ontology annotation, cellular component: cytoplasm; nucleus. Bases 25 to 747 code for a protein of 240 amino acids. The record is from RefSeq and is a predicted model, not a curated record. The transcript is spliced from 2 exons.
AAACAAGGGUCAGUUUGGACGAAAAUGACCAAAUUCCAACAAAUGGAAAACGAUGGCGAGCAAAUAAAAAGGUUUGUUUUUGGCAGUAAAUCCAGAAACGGUGCCUCGUACGUAGGUGAAAAGCUAGAAAUACUCAUACCGGAGCUUCCACUGCCGGGAUAUUCGUUCUACACUUGGCCUUCCGCACCGGUGCUUGCCUGGUUUCUUUGGGAAAGACGACAUUCACUAAUCAACAAGCGAGUACUGGAAAUAGGAGCCGGUACAGCGUUGCCGGGCCUGCUGGCGGCAAAGUGUGGAGCUCACGUAACACUCAGCGACUGUAGUACGCUGCCGAAAACCUUGGAACACAUACAACGUUGCUGCAGAUUGAACAAUCUAGUACCCGGACCUGGGAAGGACAUCGAGGUGAUCGGGCUUACGUGGGGCCUGUUUCUGGAUCAAGUACUGCAGCUUGGACCGUUGGACUUGAUACUCGGUUCGGACGUAUUUUACGAUCCAUCAGUAUUUGAGGACAUCCUAGUGACGGUUUCAUUCAUACUCGAGGCAAACCCGGGAGCCAAAUUCAUCUGCACCUACCAGGAACGGAGUGCCGACUGGUGCAUAGAGAAUCUGCUGAAAAAGUGGGAUUUGGUGUGCUCCGUAAUAAGCUUAGACAAUCUCAGUGAGGAUCUCGGCGUCGAUCCACAGGAGUUGAUGGGCAACCAUACCGUGCAUUUGCUAGAAAUAGUACGAAAACCAAUCGGAUAG